AUGAAGGAAACCGAGCAAUAUCGCGCAUUACCCAUAAGAAUCAAAACGAUGUAUAAUUGCGAAGAACAACGUGUUGUGUCCAUGGCCCCUCCAUUUCGUGGAUUUUCGGCUUUGGUUCGAUUUCAGUGCAGAGCUCGUAUGCAUAAAGUGGAAAGAAUCAAUGUGAAGGACCUCGAUGUAUCGUCUACACAAACGGAGGAGUGCAACCAGAAAUGA
Messenger RNA from Cooperia oncophora, 216 nucleotides. The record is from the annotation of a GenBank genome assembly. NCBI's taxonomy places the organism in Eukaryota, Metazoa, Nematoda, Chromadorea, Rhabditida, Trichostrongylidae.